Papilio polytes (common Mormon) is the source of this 4871-nucleotide messenger RNA. RefSeq lists its product as uncharacterized. The transcript has 9 exons. Gene Ontology annotation, biological process: regulation of transcription by RNA polymerase II. The record is from RefSeq and is a predicted model, not a curated record. Bases 79 to 1905 code for a protein of 608 amino acids. Gene Ontology annotation, molecular function: transcription cis-regulatory region binding; DNA-binding transcription factor activity, RNA polymerase II-specific. Lineage: Eukaryota; Metazoa; Arthropoda; Insecta; Lepidoptera; Papilionidae.
AACAUAAUAGUAAAACAGAUUGUAGUCUAUGGAGUGAGUGGUGUUAUAUUUGUCAAUUUCAUGACGGUAAAUACGUAAAUGUGUGAAAUUUGGGAUUAUUCCAUUGAGCAUAAGGAUAUUUAUGUGAAUAAAUAUUCGGCCUGCUUAGACAUGGAUCUAUACAUAACAGAUUCACUCCAAGACAUGCUGGACAUGGAUAUUAAAAAUGAAAUAGCAACAGAUUUAAGCAGUAUCACAGAUUUUCCUGACUCUCUAGGACUGAACUUUUCAGAGCUACCACCGUUGUUAGAGCUGGACACCGACAACUCAGUAACAUGGCUCAAUAACUCUUCUAGUUUCGUACAUAAUUUAGAUUUAUAUGGUUCAGAGGCGAACGCUGUGAUGGUCAAUCCUAACUCCGUGAUGCCUUCCACAUUCGCGGAGACGCCAGUCAAGAACAUCGUCAAAGAGGAAGCGUCAAACCUCCUAUUAACUUCUGCAGCAAGCAGCGAGAAUAAUAGCAACGCAUUACUAGCGAGCCCAAAAGAAGAGAAAAGUCAUCUCACGUUCUCACCUAACACUAUUAAAGUAACCAAAAUACAAGAGGCCGAGGAAACUAAAAGCAAACCUUUAGAAGAAGCGACACAAAUGUUGAUAUACAUACGGAAACAAGAUAAAAACGUUGUCAAAGAUUUACUAAAAGACUUAGACGUCGAUAGUACUAAAAAUAAAGUGUCGACGAUCAGCUCGCCGACCACGGUACGAAUAAAGACAACGCAACCUGAACUGAUCAAACUGAACAGUAAGAAUUGUUCAAUAUUAAAUACUAGUCAAAAGAAAUCGCAACACAUGGGUACGAAAACAAUAAUAUCCGGCAAUAUACACAUACUAGACGCACAGCAAUCUAGGACAAUUCUUGCGAACGGUAAUAAAAAUCAAGCGACCAUCCUGAUAGACAAUUCCUCGUUAGGCAACAGUAGACAAAUUAUAAAGACGUCUGUAAAUGGUUCGUUUAAAGUCGACAGCCAAGCCAAGCUUUUAAAUAAUAAUGGCAAAGCUACCGUGGGAGAGUUUCCCAAGCCUGCCUACUCCUAUUCGUGUCUAAUAGCGAUGGCUCUAAAGAACUCCCGGACAGGAAGCUUGCCAGUCUCAGAAAUUUAUAAUUUCAUGUGUCAACAUUUCCCAUACUUCAAAACAGCGCCAAGUGGAUGGAAAAAUUCGGUGCGACACAAUCUUAGUUUGAAUAAAUGUUUUGAAAAAAUUGAAAAGCCUUCAACUAAUGGAAGUCAACGAAAAGGUUGUUUAUGGGCUAUGAAUCCAUCAAAAGUCGGAAAAAUGGACGAAGAGGUUUUGAAAUGGUCGAGGAAAGAUCCGCAAGCUAUCAAAAACGCUAUGGUUUAUCCAGAGAGUCUGGAGGCGCUGGAGCGCGGCGAGAUGAAGUACAGCGGCUUCGCGAGCGACACGGAGGCGGAGGACGACGCGGAGCCCGACGUGGACGCGGACCUCGACCCCGACCUCGAGAUAGACCCCGAGGUCAAGGAUGACGUCGACGAGGAAACCGUCCUGGAACAGGAGACGUCUGACCAGGAGCUGGAGGUGGAGGAGGUGGAGGAGGUGGUGGAGGGCACGGGCAUGGUGGGCGGCACGUACCGCCUGCUGGCCGCCGGGCCCUCCGCGCUCGCCUCCUACGUCACCGACCUCGACUCCGCAGAUGACGUCAGCGACGUUGAAGUAUUGGACCAGUCCUAUGAAGAAUAUGAUAUCGAUGUGACGAAACCAGUGAAGCUUGACCUGUCCAUGACGGGGGAUUAUUCAAUACAUACAGCAAAGAGGGCAAAGACGAAUUACAUCUAUCAGCCGGUGUCGACAAGCACGCAUACGAGCAGACGGAAAACCCCGCUCGUGAACCGAGUGGCGCUCAUAUAGACACGAGCGGAUUCGGGCGCAGCGCAAGUGCGGUAGCCAGUAGUGCAACCAGUGAACUAAUAUCUUAACUAAGAUAACUUUAACUUUUGAUUCUUGAGUGCAGUAGUUGUAGACGUGAGUGUGAAGAAAGUGAUAGUCCGUACCAGUUAAGUGUAUUUACCAUGUGGAUUACAUGCCAAACACUUGUUACAUAUCGUUCACUAUAAUAAGUGUAAUUAAGGCCCAUACUUCUUACAGUCGAGUGAGAGUUCCCUUAGUUUUUAGUUGGUUGUUGUCUCAGCCACUGUCAGUACAAACGUCGCUGUUGUUUCCACACAUUUGUGUCCAAGGGAAAUAAUCGAAGUUUUUUUUCGAAUAAUGGAAGUAUGAGAAAUGUCUGUAUUCAGCGGCGAAGGCAGAGCGGGUAUGUUUAUUAAAUCCCACCGCUUGUAUAUAUAUUUGUAUUACACGUGUGCUUAUAUUAAACUGGCAGCUACCUAAAGAAUCUCUUCUUACAUUUAAUAUUAAAGUCAGGUUGCAAACAUUUUUUUUGAAUUAGCCCCUUUCUUAAAUAAGUUGAGGAAAUCCGAAGAUGAUUUUCUUAAAAAUUGUGUUUUCUGUUCAAUUAUGUAUCUCUUAAAAUGAUGAAAUGUUUCUGUAUAAUUAUUAUGUCUUUGUUUCAAUAUGUUAUUAAAAAAAAACUUAUAAGCUCCAUGGCCUUAGAAAAUUUAAGGCUUAUGUUGUAUUUCUACAAAUAUUUUUCUAUAUGUAAGGAAACCAUAACUUCAAUUAUCAAUUUCUAUUCAAUAUUAGCAUAGCAAUAUAUUAUAAAACAAAGCUCAUUACACAAUAUCUGUUUUAACUGCACAAUUAUAACUGAACAGUUCAAACUGAAUGUAUGUACCGGGAUUUAGUCGUUGCACUUUAAUUUAUCGUUCUGGACAAUUAUUUGUUAAAACAUAAAUUAUUCGAUCUAUUAACAAUACUAUAAAUUGGAAUACUAGAAUUUUAUUUUUACUAAAACUGGUAACACAGUUUAAAUUGAAGGUGUGUUACCAGUUUUAAAAAUAAUGAAUACAAGUUUUGAAUUUUUAUUCAGAACUUUUAUUUGUUAAAUAUACACUGUUUAUAUUUUAGUUAUAAUAUAUAGCAAAUUUUGUUUGUGAUUUCUUAAAAAAAUUAACACUCUUAUGAGACUGAAAUGCAAUUUUUGAAUUAUACAAUAGACACCAUUACCAACUUUCCCAGUUAAGAUUAAAACUUGCAUUUAAUGUACUAGACUACUUAUUACAUCAAAAAUGAUAGUGUUUUAGGUUUUUAGGUAAAACAUAUAAAAAUUGUGAUUUUAAACCUUGAAUUUGAAAUUUUUUUUUAAGUUAACUUUGUUUAGGAAUUAUUUCAUUUUUUACACACAUUCAAGUGAUACAAAAUGUGUAAUGAUAAACAAUAACAUUAUAAUAAAUAAAAAAAAGACCUUGCCCAGUUAGUAAAGGAAUCUUUUUUAUUAAAUAAGGAUUCCUGUAUUUUAUAAAAUUGAAAUUUCCGUGUGAUUAUUUAUAUGCAAGCAAUCUCUUUUUACUAUUAACUAUUAGAAGUGAAACUGUGAUAUGAGAUUGCUAGUAUUCAUAUAAAUCAGUGUGAGUUUGUAUUAAGCAAAGAUUAAACCACAUAAAUAGGCCCUUUUCAGAAAAUACAGACUUUUCCCCAUCUGAAUUAAUGAUAGAAAUGUUAAAACAAACAUACAUACAAUGUAAGCAUGGUUUAUAAUUUUACUUUGUUUACAAAUGCCUUUUUAUGUGCUGAAAUCUUUGCUUUGUUUCUUUUGCUAUUCUCUCUAAUUAUAGCUUGAAUUUGAUCCCGAGCAGACAUUUUAUUGUGUGUAAUGUUUUAUGUCUCUUAUAGAAGAUUUUAUGAAGAAUUUAUAGAAAUUCUAAAAUAUAAUUUUCUAUCUUAUAUGUUAGAUAAGUGAACUACUGUUAAAACCCUUAAAAACAAUGUGAAAUGUAACACUGAAAAUAAAAUAAUAUUGCUUGUGUUCUUGGCAACACUUGAUGUUCUGUUGCCAAGUUAAUGAUCAUUCAUUAUUUUUAAAAAUUAGUACAGUCAUUCACUCAAAGAUUAUAUAAAUCUAUUUUGAUUACUAAAAUAUGUUUUCUCCAUUAGUAUAUAACUAAUUUCCAAUCUUAGACAACUAAGACAUGAAAUGCACUUUUCUCUAUCAGUAUACUUUGUUGAGGUCAUUAAUUAAAAAUGGGACAUAUAAUGUAAAAUGGUACAUCUAUUAAGAUAUGUGAUACUUUACAUUGAACGGAACAAAAUGAAACUUUUUGCAUAUAUAAAAUAUUCAUCUGAAAUGAGGAAGGAUAGUUCAAAAAUUACUUUCUAGAUAAUAUAAAUGAUACAUUAACUAGAAAUUUAACGUUUCCUUAUAUUGUAUUUAUAUUCAUGUGUGUAAUAAUUUGUUAACACUUAAACUUUUCUUCAUGUAAUUUUAAAAAACGUUAUAGAACUCAAGGCCAAUAAGAAUACUAUGGGGGUAUAUACUAGUAACUCAUAAAAGCUGCCAUUUUAUCACUUUUCUACUGUAGUAAGAAAUAGAAAACCAUUGGGUUUUUUUAAUGUAUUCUUAAUCUAAUAGUGUGCAAUUCUGUAAAUAUUUUAAGUCUUUUCGAAUACUAAUUUGGUAGUUGCCAGUAAUCGGACCAUAUAAUUCAUUCCUUAAAUGCUAGAAGCCUGCAAUAAUGCAUAAGUAGAAGAGAUUAAGGUGUUCACGAGAUUUUGUAAACAAUUUACUGGCCAUUUAACCGUUGACUAGCAGAUGUUUAGACGUAUCUUAAUAUAAGUGACGUAUUUUUCCACUGCCAGUAUUUCAACAUCCACGAAUUGUAAGUGUAAUACAUAAGAUUAGAAUAUAGUUUAGUUUAUAGCUAUAGAAGCUAAGUUGAAUGAUUUUUAAUAAUUUUUUUGUAAUAAAAUGAAAGUAAUAA